UCAAGAUGAGAAGCAACUUUGUUUUGCUGUGGGUCCUUAUAUCUCUGCAUUGCUUCUUUACCACAUACGGCAUUUGGGAAAGCAGAUUUGUUAGAAGAAGGUGCAAAUGUUUAAAAACAACCAAUAAUGCCAUUCCGCGUGAACAUUUUCAACAUGUUAAAGUUUUGCAUGAAACACAAAAUUGCAGAAAAAAAGAAAUCAUCAUUUUUCUAAAGAACAGUAAUAUUGUGUGUGUGAAUCCAAAAGCUGAAUGGGUUAAAGUGGAGAUAUUAAAUGAAAAGGUAAAAUAAAAGAAGAGCAAGAACUAUGGACAUUUUCAAUUUUUUCUGCCGUUCCAAUGCAUCUUCAUAUCACAUAAAAUGGGUCACCAAGCUGAAUGUUUAAAAUAUACUCAGCAACCAUUAAUCCUUUCAUGUACAAAUAAAACCUAAAUUGUAAAUAAAAAAAUUACACUAACUGCC
Bufo gargarizans (Asiatic toad) is the source of this 461-nucleotide messenger RNA. RefSeq names its product C-X-C motif chemokine 13-like. Gene Ontology annotation, molecular function: CXCR chemokine receptor binding; chemokine activity. Gene Ontology annotation, cellular component: extracellular region. Gene Ontology annotation, biological process: neutrophil chemotaxis; cellular response to lipopolysaccharide; inflammatory response. The record is from RefSeq and is a predicted model, not a curated record. NCBI's taxonomy places the organism in Eukaryota, Metazoa, Chordata, Amphibia, Anura, Bufonidae. The transcript is spliced from 4 exons. The coding region runs from base 6 to 290 and encodes 94 amino acids.